UUGUUAACGUUAUCGACCUAUGGCCCUUAAUCCGUUCAUACCCAGUCCAGACACACCUUCUUGGCCCUCACUUUACAACCCUCGAGAUGAACUGUUCCAAAUUCGUCGACUUGAACCUAAACAACUGGGGGCGAUUUAUCUCACCGAUGCCGGUGAUGUAUUCAACUUCACCUUCUACUGGACCUUGAUCUUCUACUUUCCAGCAUUUGCAAUCUGCGGCAUCUUUGCAUUCCUUAAUCUGACAUUCCCGCCUUCAAAAAGGUCAAAAGGUCCAAAGACGACAGCCAUAUCUCCCUCGAUACCAAUGUCCCAUUUAACCCCAUCGAACCGGCCAAAUUAUUAUCAGACCUUACGGUCGGAAGCUGGUGUAUCCCUUCUUGAACCUCCUCCCUCACCUAUUCCAUCCUGUCGAACUCGGCCACCCACACGAAAACCCAAAGAGCGUCGUUCACGCACAUUAUUUACUCUGAUCGUUCUUAUAACAUUCCUAUUAACAGGUCUGUUAGGUGCUAUCAUCAGCUCUGCAGUGAUUGGUUUUGUGUUAUUUGGGGUAUACAAGGCUGGAGGUUUUUACAUGAGUACUUGGGUACCGUUUGCUUGGGCAGCUGUCCAUGCGUUCAUUGGGAUCCUCAAUCUUUAUCCGUCUGUGAUUGCAUGGAUAUGACGAUGGGAACUUGAAAGGCCCAUGCUCGGGACCGAUGUAGCUGCCUUAAUCGCGGUUGUCGCUGUUAGUUUUGGUUGAACAUUAUUCAGUCAUCUGCGCCA
Messenger RNA from Marasmius oreades (fairy-ring Marasmius), 765 nucleotides. RefSeq lists its product as uncharacterized. The transcript has 3 exons. The record is from RefSeq and is a predicted model, not a curated record. NCBI's taxonomy places the organism in Eukaryota, Fungi, Basidiomycota, Agaricomycetes, Agaricales, Marasmiaceae. The coding region runs from base 20 to 664 and encodes 214 amino acids.